CGUCACUAAAGCAACUUCACGUCACAUCCGUAAACAAAUAUGGCGUUCAGCGGACGAAAAUCUACGUGGUCCAGCCAAAAUGAUGCCACAGAUUAUCUUGAAAAGCACAAAAUAAUGGAAUUGUUUAAUAACAUUACUUCAAAUUUAAUUUACCAUCGACCAGAUGACCCCAAAAGCUUUAUGAUUGAAACUUUAGAAAAGCUCCAAAAAUCAAAAAAUUCGAAAGGAAACUGUCCAAGUUUAUUUGAUGACAGCAAUAUUCGAUCUGUGUUUGGCAUGUUAGAUCCCACGAACAAAGGUUUUAUAACACUUCAACAGUACAAAGAAGCAAUGACAACCUUGGGAGUUCAAAAUUAUCCGAGCACACCAGAAUUACACGAGAAUGAAAUGAUUAACAUGGAUACAUUUUAUAGAGAUGCAAAGAAGGGCCUAGAAAAAGCAUCAGCAACGUAUGCUAGUUGAGAUUUAUAUCUUUAUUAAUUUAAAUUAUUAUUUAUUGUAUCAUGUCUGUUGAACAAAGAUGGAGAUUUUAUGUUUGUAUAUAAAGAAUUUUUAUAUAAUAUUCCAAUUAAAAA
This is a messenger RNA of Patella vulgata (common limpet), 575 nucleotides long. Its product is annotated as EF-hand calcium-binding domain-containing protein 10. Gene Ontology annotation, molecular function: calcium ion binding. The record is from RefSeq and is a predicted model, not a curated record. The transcript is spliced from 4 exons. The coding region runs from base 40 to 462 and encodes 140 amino acids. NCBI's taxonomy places the organism in Eukaryota, Metazoa, Mollusca, Gastropoda, Patellidae.